This is a messenger RNA of Talaromyces stipitatus ATCC 10500, 2532 nucleotides long. RefSeq lists its product as uncharacterized. Gene Ontology annotation, molecular function: ADP binding; protein binding. The record is from RefSeq and is a predicted model, not a curated record. The coding region runs from base 1 to 2532 and encodes 843 amino acids. The transcript is spliced from 5 exons. Lineage: Eukaryota; Fungi; Ascomycota; Eurotiomycetes; Eurotiales; Trichocomaceae.
AUGCAGUGCCUUACAACUGCCCUCGAACAAAAGGGUGAUUUUGAAGAAGUCGUCCGGACUACUGCUGCUUUUGUCUCUCUGGCAACGCCACAUACGACUUCCGAAGAAGUCAAGGACUGGUGCCAGCCUCAGCUGCUCAGUGAAGCCAAAUCCUUUCAUAGGAAGAUAUAUCCAACAACUGGAGACGAUGCAAAACGGCUGGGAAAUCUCUAUCCCAGGACGAUAAGUACCAGCCGUCAAGUGACCGGGACAUCAAGCGAAACGAGGAAAGAUGGCCCAUCCCUUUCAGACUUUUCCACAACUAAAAGGGACCCGUUACUUCCAUGCCACAUCAUUCCUUUUACCAAAAAUAGAGACUUCCACGAUCGAGUGGAGGUGCUACAGAUGAUUGAAAAAUGCUUAUCACUGGUGGACGAAGAUGGCCUUGAUAGGAAGGAGCUGAGAACAUUUGCGUUGUGUGGCCCUGGUGGUAUGGGCAAAACGCAGGUUGCUAACGAAUAUGCCAUCACCCAUAUGGAUACCUACGAAGCAAUUCUAUGGGUUGAUGCAGAAGAGCCAACAACACUGAUGGAUGAAUUCAGUCAACUCGCUGAGCAUCUUGGCCUGGUGUUGGAAGGCUCACCGGAUGCAAGAGAUCAGGCCCUAACUCGAGAGCUUGUCAAGGGGUGGUUGGCCAAGCCAGUGAGAUCGUAUAAUCGUACCGACAAUAGUGCUGUGGAAGAGGUCCCAUGGUUGUUGGUAUUUGACAACGUUAACAACCCGGAUCUCCUAUCAGACUUGUGGCCACCGGACGGUAGCACCGGGUCGAUCCUCAUUACCAGCCGUGACAACCUGGCAAAGACACAGUUUUACCAAAUUAAAAAUGGAAUCGACUUGCCACCAAUGAGCCAAGACGAUGCUUCAGAUCUCUUGCUCAAGCUAACCUGGCGGGAAAAUGAUCCUGAGGAGCAACGGCUAAGCUUAGACGUUGCAGACAUCCUGGGCGGGCUGCCGCUGGCACUCACUCAAAUGGCUGGAGUAAUGAUUCGGCAAAGUCUUUCUUUUGCGAAUUUCCUUAACAGGUAUGGAGAAGAAGAAGAGCACGCAAUUCUCUUCAAUCUUUCUCUCGAACCGAAACAUAAACGCGCCAACUACGGCCACACCCUGGCAUCGGUAUGGUCUUUAGAAAAGCUGGAAUACAGCUCUGGUCUGUUGGAUGUCAUGGCAUUCCUAUAUCCUACCGGCAUUCCUGAGAAAUACCUUGAGGGUGCUGUCGGCACGACACGUCUAACCGACUACCCAAAAACCGUGACCGCAUACCAAAAUGCGCGAAGCGAGCUGCUCAAGUCCUCCCUGGUCAUGACUGACCGAAGUUCUUCCAAUCUUACUAUACACCGUCUUAUACAAGACGCAGCAAGGGCUAGAAUGGAUACGUAUCGUAUCACUACAGCCUUUUCAGAUGCUGUGGAUAUCCUUCGGCUGUUUUGGCCAGAGGCAGAACGGGGUGUUCGACACCAUAUUGCGCGUUGGAAGGACUGUGAGGUAAUCUCACUUCAUAUUGUACGCCUCAAGGAUCAUUUUCUACGGGCGCCGAAAGCAUUAAAGUUGAGAUGGUCGGGGAAUUUAAACUUUGCCAUGUUGAUCAAUGAGCUUGAGGCCCGAAAUCGACAGGAGAAGAAUACAAUCACAAGAGAGGAUGGCGAAAGAAUAUUUUUCCUUCUCUCCGAAAUCCACAACAACAUUGCAGGCUCUGCAACCGAGCUGAAUGAUCCAGAUAAAGCAUUACAUCAUUUCGAGAGAUACAAUCAACUGCUCAGAGACAGAUACGAGAAAACCGAGGACGUAUUCGAUUCCAGACUGACCAGCUCGUAUUAUAAUUUAGGGAUGAGCUACGCAAUGAAGAAGGAUUAUGCUAAUGCAGUCAAAUACAUCGAAAUAGCCCUUAAGGAAGCGGGACGCCUACAAAACCCUGAAAGUGUCAAAGCUGCUAGGAGCCUGGGACUGAUAAAUCUUGCCCUAACGCUAUGGCUUAUGGGUCGCCACGAAGAGGCUUCUUCCAUGCUAACGACGGCCUUGCGUGAAAGGGAGGAAUUACUGGGUUCCAAUGACCGGGAUUCAAUGAUCACGGGUCGAGUUUUAUACGGCCUGGGAAAUGUGAGACAUUCUCAAGGCUUACUUGAAGAAAGCCUACUUUAUCACGAACGCGCUCUUCUACAUUUCAAGGAAACAGUGGGCAGCAAUCAUCAUCGAACUGGGAACUCGUGCUUCAAAGUCGCUCAACAUUACUCUCGAAUAGGAAGAUUGUCAGAAGCAAUUAAUCUUCUGGACCAAGCAAUCAAGAUCCUCGAUCGUCACGAAUGCUACGUUCCCGAAAAAGGACGCGCUACGUUAAUGAAGGGCAUCGUGUUACAGCAACAGUCCAAGAGCGAAGAGUCAAAGAUCUGUUUUCAACGGGCAGCAGCUCUGUAUGAGAUUGCUAGCAAGAGAACUAUCAUUGAGGAGGAUUUGACGUUGCAGGAUUUUGAUGCGUAUGUUCAUAUAUGGGGUCGGUGA